AGCACCGAUGCUGUGUUCAGUGGAGAGAUUCCGCAUUACGUCACCGCGAGAGGCGCAUUACGUCACAUCAAAGCAAAAGAGCAGCAGAGAGAGAGAGAGAGAGUGAGAGAGAGGUCUGAGAUCCGCGGCGCUCUCUACCGAGUCUAAUGCGAGUGAAAACACACUUUUAUAUUUACACGCUGAAAUCUUCGUCGAUAAAGUGCAUCGUUUUACCGCGGAUGGUCUUCACUGAACGCAGAGGAACAGAACUGAAACCCAUUUUGGCGAUGACAGGCGUUUUGAAUGAUUGAAGAGUCAGGCCGCAACAGAAGCACCAUGGCAGACAGACGACUACUGUUUGCUGAAAUGCGUGCAUUAGAUCUGGACUCCAUCAGAUUGUCCACGUAUAGGACAGCAUGCAAGCUGAGAUUCAUUCAGAAGAGGUGCAAUUUGCAUUUGGUGGAUAUCUGGAAUAUCAUCGAGGUGUUUCGGGAAAACAGACUCAACUCCAUGGACCUCAACACAGAGUUCUCAGUGUCAAAUUUGCAAGCAAUACUGUCCACCAUCUUUUACCAGCUGAACAAGCGCUUGCCCACAACCCACCAGAUCAAUGUAGACCAGUCUAUCUCGUUCCUCCUCAACUUCCUGCUAGCGGCCUACGACCCGGAAGGUGUGGGAAAGAUCUCUAUUUUUGUGGUGAAGAUGGCCCUGGCUGCCCUCUGUGGAGGGAAGAUUUUGGAUAAACUAAGAUAUGUAUUUUCACAGAUAUCAGACCCAAAUGGUAUAAUGAUAUACUCACAGUUUGACCAGUUCCUAAGGGACGUGCUGAAACUGCCCAUGACGGUGUUUGAGGGACCAUCUUUCGGGUACACUGAGCAGUCCACGAGAAGCUGCUUUCCACAAGAGAAAAAGGUCUCGCUCAAUGUGUUUCUUGACACAUUCAUGUCGGAUCCUCCUCCUCAGUGUCUGGUUUGGUUACCGCUGAUGCAUCGGCUGGCAAAUGUUGAAAACGUCUUUCACCCUGUUGAGUGCUCCUACUGCCACGGCCAGAGCAUGAUGGGAUUCCGCUACCGAUGCCAACAAUGUGAUAAUUACCAACUUUGCCAAGAGUGUUUCUGGAGGGGCCAUGCCUCGGGCAGCCAUAGCAACCAGCACCAGAUGAAGGAGUACAUGUCAUGGAAAUCUCCAGCUAAGAAGUUGUCGGACGCUCUUAGUAAAUCUCUGAGCUGUGCCUCCAGUCGAGAUCCUCCUCACCCGAUGUUCUCCGAUACACCCGAGAAACCGCUCAACCUCACUCAUGUUGUUGACACAUGGCCUCCCAGACCUGUGAACAGUGGGAAUGAAUACAUGCUCUCGCACACCAUGCCUUCCUCAGGAAACCCUUACUCCAGCAAAACUGCUCUUGAUGAGACAAAGCAAAUGAAGCUGUUUUCCCGGACGACCCCAGAUCUUUUAAAAGGCAAAGGGGUUCAGUACAGCCUCGAUAUUGCGGAUAGGCUCGCAGACGAGCACAUACUUAUCGGACUUUAUGUGAAUCUCCUCCGAAAGGACCGUUCAUGUUUCCAGGAGAGCAGUAAUAACCAAGAUGAUGAGCACUGCCUCAUUGCCCGUUACGCCUCCCGAUUGGCUGCUGAUGGAGCUGCAGCGCAGAAGAACAGAGUCCCAGCAGACAUCUCUCUGUGUCUGGACACCAAUAAACAGCAACGGCAACUUAUCGCCGAGCUAGAGAACAAGAACAAGGAAAUUUUGCAAGAGAUACAACGCCUGAGACAACAACAUGAAGAAGCUUCCCAGCCUCCAUUAGACAAAAACCAACAAAACCCAACAUUACUGGCUGAACUGAGACUGCUUAGGCAGAGGAAGGAGGAGUUGGAGCAGAGGAUGUCGGCUCUUCAGGAUAGCCGUCGAGAACUUAUGGUCCAACUGGAACACCUCAUGCUUCUGUUAAAGGAAGAAGAGCUAAAAAGAGCUAACCAAGGCCCUGGCCACUCCCCUCGCUCCUCCCCCAGCCACACGAUCAACACCCAAUCAGUAUCCGGCAAUACCACACCCAUCCCCAUGCCUGUCCAAUCAACAUCCGGCAAUACCACACCCAGUCAGACGCCUCAGGACUCGCUGAUGGGCCUGGGAGGAGAGGUGCAGCAGGCCUUCGCUCUGGGCUCCAGAAGGAAUUUAAGAAAUGAUCUCCUGGUAGCUGCAGACUCCAUAACCAACACGAUGUCUUCAUUGGUGAAAGAGCUGAACUCAGAGGCUGGGAGUGAAACAGACCUCACAUUCUCACCGUCAGACGUUCUCCACGCACGGAGCGCUUCGAGAUCAGGGGCAGCAGGGAAGCUGGAGCCUGGGGAAUACUACGGACAUGAUCUGGAAAAGCAGCUGAACAGAAGCCUGAAGAUGGAGGAACGCCUCAGACACACACAGGAACAGGUGACUUUACAAGAAUAGCUGCGUUUCAAUAAGCAACGGUGAGUAUUCGUCGGCAGCGCUGUGACAGAUGCAAUGCAGCAGCGUUUGAUGGUUCAAAC
This is a messenger RNA of Pimephales promelas (fathead minnow), 2504 nucleotides long. The record is from RefSeq and is a predicted model, not a curated record. NCBI's taxonomy places the organism in Eukaryota, Metazoa, Chordata, Actinopteri, Cypriniformes, Leuciscidae.